This is a messenger RNA of Toxorhynchites rutilus septentrionalis, 7621 nucleotides long. It is a transcript of the gene aralar1, whose product is annotated as calcium-binding mitochondrial carrier protein Aralar1. Gene Ontology annotation, molecular function: calcium ion binding; L-aspartate transmembrane transporter activity; L-glutamate transmembrane transporter activity. NCBI's taxonomy places the organism in Eukaryota, Metazoa, Arthropoda, Insecta, Diptera, Culicidae. The record is from RefSeq and is a predicted model, not a curated record. Bases 438 to 2525 code for a protein of 695 amino acids. Gene Ontology annotation, biological process: malate-aspartate shuttle; aspartate transmembrane transport; L-glutamate transmembrane transport. The transcript has 10 exons.
CUUUCUUCCAUACAUACUACACUUUGGGCACAAAACACAGCCAGUUCUUGCCUCAGUGAGUGUGGAGGUUUGAGCGUGGAACUACAUCGAACGGGAACGGCUCUGCGUGUUGACUCAAUAUUUUUGCCUGAGAAAAUAGUUGGAAAGUAGCCCUUAAUUGGAUGUCGCGGUGCUUCUUGCAUCAUUAUCUGUGAUUUGGGGGUGCACUAAGUCGGAAGCAAGCGCUGGAAAAUCCGCAAACAGCGGAAGUGCCCAUAAAGAGAAGAUAUCGGUCAAACAUUGGGAGAUUGAUUACUUUUCGAUUGCUUCCGCUUAAAGCUAUUGUUUUUCGGGCACGCGAGUGUUUCUUACCCUCGAAUUUAUUCGUGAUAAGAUUGUUCGGUGCGAAAAAGAAGACGAUCGACUGAUAAGGUUUAUAAGUAAACCUUUGCGACAAGAUGGGAAAGCAGCUAAGUUUGGAGGAUAUUCUAGGCUUAUGUGGCAUGGUUGUCUACUGCCAGGAGAAUCCGAUGCAUUUGAAGCGUGCCAACACGGACAAGCUGCGGGAAGUGUUCACCAAAUAUGCCACACACGAAGCCAACGGUGAGCUCUUUAUGACGAGCGAGGAUUUUGUACGGGGCUUUCUUGGACAAUCCUACAAUGAAGAUUCGGUGAUGCUACUGGCCGGCAUUGCGGACUCUAGCAAGGAUGGGCUGAUCUCGUUCGCCGAGUUCCAGGCGUUCGAGGGUUUGCUCUGCACGCCGGAUGCCCUGUACAAAACCGCCUUCCAGCUGUUUGAUCGCAAUGGUAACGGUUCGGUGACGUACAGUGAGUUUGUCGAUGUUUUCAAAAAGACAGAUCUGCACGCUAAAAUCCCGUUCAAACUGGACGGUCCAUUCAUACAGCUCUACUUUGGUAAGGACCGGCAGCGUGUGAUCAACUAUGCGGAAUUUUCGCAGUUCUUGCAUGAUUUUCAUGAGGAGUGCGCGCUGGAAGCGUUCCGCAUGAAGGACACUUCCGGGUCCGGGUUUAUCUCGGCGCUCGAUUUUCAGGAUAUUAUGCUGAAUGUGAAGAAUCAUCUGCUCACGACCGAGGUGAAAGAUAAUCUCGUUGCGGUAACCGAGGGGCACAAAGUCAGUUUCCCGUACUUUAUGGCAUUCAAUUCGUUGCUAAACAAUAUGGAGCUCAUCAAACGGAUUUAUUUGAACGCAACCGGGGGCAGUCGGACGGAUUCGAUAACGAAGGAUGAACUGCUGCAGUCUGCCCAAACCAUGAGUCAAAUCACCCCGCUGGAAAUUGACAUCCUGUUCCAGCUAACCGGAGCGAUUCAUCAGACCGGGGUUUGGUGGAAGCGUAGAAAAGUAAUUGAGCGGAAUAGACGGAUUGUUUACGGCGAUCUCAGCAGUAUUGCACCGGAGCACUAUACCAAGCACAUCACACAUCGGCUAGCAGAAAUCAAAGCCGUGGAAUCGCCAGCCGAUCGGUCCAUCUUCAUUCAGCUGCUGGAGAGCACCUACCGAUUUACGCUUGGUUCGAUUGCUGGCGCCGUCGGGGCCACCGCCGUAUAUCCGAUCGAUUUGGUCAAAACUCGGAUGCAAAAUCAGCGAACAGGUUCGUUCAUCGGUGAGGUAGCCUAUCGGAACUCAUGGGAUUGUUGUAAAAAGGUAAUUCGUCACGAGGGCUUCCUCGGGCUGUACCGGGGUUUGGUGCCACAGCUUAUGGGUGUAGCGCCGGAGAAGGCUAUCAAACUAACGGUGAAUGAUUUCGUUCGGGAUAAGCUUACGGAUAAACAGGGCAUUAUCCCCCGCUGGGCGGAAAUCGCGGCUGGUGCCUGUGCUGGAGCCUCCCAGGUAAUUUUCACCAACCCAUUAGAGAUUGUCAAGAUACGGCUGCAGGUCGCGGGAGAGAUUGCUGGUGGAGCGAAGGUGCGGGCUUGGAAUGUUGUCCGAGAGCUGGGACUUUUCGGGCUGUACAAGGGAGCCCGGGCAUGUCUGCUUCGUGAUGUACCGUUUUCCGCCAUAUAUUUCCCCAUGUAUGCCCACACGAAAGCUGCCUUCGCCGACGAACAAGGCUACAAUCAUCCACUGACACUGCUCGCGGCCGGUGCGAUUGCCGGUGUUCCCGCGGCUUCGCUUGUGACGCCAGCUGACGUGAUCAAAACACGCCUCCAGGUUGUCGCUCGAUCGGGACAGACCACUUACAGCGGGGUGAUUGACGCGGCGCGGAAAAUCAUGGCCGAAGAGGGACCACGUGCCUUUUGGAAGGGAACAGUUGCUCGUGUCUUCCGUUCAUCACCUCAGUUCGGCGUUACGCUGGUUUCAUACGAACUGCUCCAACGGUUGCUGUACGUGGACUUUGGCGGAUCGCGUCCCGCUGGUUCGGACGUGACCACAGCCAAACUUGAGCUCACGAAGGUUAACCCGGAUCAUAUCGGUGGCUACCAGGCGGCACUGCCUAUGUUGAACGGAAUCGAAACGAAGUUUGGCUUGUGCUUACCACGUUUCUCUCCGACUGUGAAGUUGCCUUUGAAACAGCAACAGUCUUGAUUAGCUUGGUGGGGUCGUGGUGAGAAGAGGAAAGGCAAUGAGCGCUGGAGUAAUUUUUUCUGGUAGAGUUAUCGGGAAGCGAACAGAGGAUGUGAGACUGAGGGUGGUGGUGAGCGAAUGUUAACAUACAAGUAUUUAUUGAGGUAGGAAAAAAGUAGCAAGAAAACAGUUUGAAUCAGGAAUUGGAGGCUCGUUGGUGAGCAAUACCAACAUUAGAAACACACCAACACAAACAAAUACUUUAGUUCGAUCGUAAGGUUUUGGCACAGGAAACACACAUACAAAUAAAGUUUUUAGAAGUAUUGUCAGAUUUCACUCUAACGUUCUAUCCUAAUAUCAUUGUAUAUUUUAUUAAAUUUUACUCUAAAUGAUUUUAAAACGUUUUCAAGCUGCCAUAAACAUUGUCAAUCCCGUUAAUCCAUUGGUACAACAUUACAAUCUUGGAGUAUUUCGAAUAUGGAAAAUUUGUAUGUAUGUUAUUUGUGGUUCAACAAGUGCUGUUUUAGUUCAUCUAUUGAGUGAGAUUAACAAUUGUAAUGAUAAAUUGUUGUUCGCGGAAAAUAUAAGGUUGGGGAGAAAGAAAUCUAUCAUUUUUGCGUGCAAUUUAAAAUUUUGUUUAAUGUGUUUCAGAUUGUCCGAUUUGGGUUGAAUAUACACCGUUUUGUUGUAUUUUUUCCAUUCUAAAGGUAACUUCAUAAAGCCUUAUUUAUAGAGGGCUUGGUUUUCAUUGGCGAAAAACUCUAGUAAACUCUAGAUUUUUACAAAUCUCUAUUGAUCCCAAUUUCUUAUCACUCAGGAAGUUUUGCAAUGCGAGAAAAAGGUGGUAAUCGCUUGGGGCAGGUCCGGACUAUAUGGAGGACGCAUUAAACCAUUCCAAUUAAGCUUCCGGAGUGGUGUGGCCUUGCGUUGUCCUGAUGGAACACAACACCUCUUCUGUUAGCCAAUUCUGGUCAAUCGCUAGCUUCAAACGAUCCAGUAGUUCACAGAGAUUCAAAUUUAGUAUAUUGCACCUAAAAAAAUAAAAGAUAAAUAAAAUAAAUGGGGAUCAGCAAGGGUAGGAGCCUGCCCGUUGAUCUCAACUGUUCCUAUCUAACGCUUUAACGAAGAUCAGAUGACAUUUCUAUAGAUUGGGCGUGAACUGGGAACACACGCCUGGUUUUGGCUCUGAAAAACGGUUUUUGAAGGUGGUUAAGUGAGUAGAUGCGAACGAGUCAGAGCGCUAUAACACUCCCGGGGAAAGUCUCCCGGGUCACUGGAGACUUAGGGGUGCGUCUGUUCUCUAUGUUAAGGGCGGCGCCCCGAAAACGUCAUGCUGGCAGGGUAGGACUCUAAAACACCUUCUCUCCCCACUGUCUCCCGGGAAAAGGAGAUAUACUCAUGAAAUGAAGCUUGGAUCAAGAAGAAUAUUAAAAGGGUCCCCGAACUAGAACUGGUCCUGGAACGGGCGUAAGAGCAAGUGACCAGCGGCUGAAGAGAGAUGUGCAAGAGCGGGCUACCAGCCGGGUUCAACCCAAACCGGACCCUUUGUCGCUUCCCAGGAUCCCGAAGUUGCAGAGUUCCCGCAGACUGACAAGUGCAGUAAAGCUCAUGAACGAGCACGUUUUUCUUUCGCCGCACUUAUUUGAUGCUGAGAACAUGGAGGAGCUGCAACUGACUGACUCUACAAAGCGCCAAGAACAAAAUCGGAUGUUCAGAGAUAACGAAAAAGCGUUCUACGACUUCAUAAGCGACGAGAAGUCCGACUACAGAGAAGGUUUGUCAGAUAUUGGCGAUGUGACGAACAUCUGGAUUGGUAUUUGGGAAAUCCCAGUACAGUACGAGGAGAGUUGUGGUGGAAUAAAAUAGGUGCCAGCUAUCAUAGUCGAAAAAAACGAUGUCCCGGAGCCUCGCGGCACCCGAGGAACGGGCCAGCAACGGGUUCCGAUGGUGUUUAGAACUUCUGGAACAAAAAGCUGACCGUUGUACAUCCAAAGAUAGCUGAGUGCUACAACAAGGUGCUACGUGACCCACAAAAUCUACCUGAACUCGCCAACCCUGGCUCACCUGUCUCCUUCCGAAAGAGCAACUCAUCGAACCCAUCAAAGUACAGACCGAUAACGUGCCUAUCGAGUCUGUACAAAAUGUUAAGCAGAGAGGCCGGAGUGUACCAUCUUCAAUCGGCACGGGAAAGAGUAUCACUACCACGCAAGAAAGGGGAACUUGGAAUCGCCGACAUUUCCGCACUGUGUGUUGCCCAGGUGCGAGAACUGCGCAAGUACUUGCAGAACGCGCCAAUCAAAACGCGCUAUACCGGGCUGUCUGCACCGCUGACAGAGGAUACAGAGGAUUGGCAUAAGCGCAGUGUCAACACCAUUGCAAUCUACAGACAGUGGAACAGAAGAUUGCAGCUUGGAAGCAGAAGGCAGUGCAUGGUGCCCACCAUCAACAUCAGGAGCGGCCACACGUCGACAAGGUCGCAUCUAAUCUGUGGCUAACGCGUGGUGAACUCUCUUCAGUAAUAGAGGCCGACAUGAUAGCCAUCCAGUACAGGAUAAUGGCGACAAGAAACUGCAGGCGGUACGUCUGGCAUCAAGACGUCAAUGUGCCACCAUCCCCAAGAAAACAUAGAGCGUAUUAUGGGAGGCUUUCCCUUUUUCGCCAACGAAGCCCUCACCGAGCACCUCAAUAACGUGACCCGCUUUGUCCAUAGACCACUGGAGCUCCAAUGUGGUCUGUUGGAAGACAACGUUCCCAAUUCCCUGCACCUGCACCUGCACCUGUCUUGGAAAAUCACUGUUUCAAGCUGUACUCGGAUCGCAUUGUUCUGUCCGACCUAUCGAUACAUCACAAGCCAGGUAUACGACAAGAGCGACCUACAAGUCACCGUAAUCGAUAUCGCUAUUCCACUGAACCAAAAUCUAGAGGAGACUUACGAUCGCAAAAUCGAUCGAACUGUGGGGGCUAAGGGAGGUCCCAAGAAUUGUUCCAGUCAUUCUCUCUGGAACUGGAACUGUCCCGAAGACUCUUCUGGAAGCGCUUAAGCUAUUGAACAUGAAGAAGGAAUUGGUCGGCAUCCAAAAGCACCUGGCUUGUAUUAUCGCCUCUGUUAAAGAAAAAAUGUAAAAUUUACGGAAUUUUUUCUUUGUUGAUUUCCAUUGUUCACGCCCUGUAACUCACAAUUUAGUGGAACAAACAAAAAACAUCAGAAAGAAGAAUGAGAAAAUAAUGGAUUUCUUUUUCCCCAACCUUAUAUUUGUUGAAAUCAACAAUCACUCCGUUCAGUGCUGUUUUUAUAGUAGCUCGCAUGAAUUUCAUCCAUCAAGUUUAGUCGCAAUUCAUUUGAAAUGAUUGAUUUGAUAACAGUUGUUACGCAAGGUUUUUCCUAUCUGUUACAAUGAGUUGUAAAUGUGUGAUUCAGUUUCCGCUUGCAAGUGUUCCUAGCAUUUAACUUCACAAUCAACUAUAAUACUUUAAAAUUUUGCAGUUUAACAAAAAAAGACACUAGCCAUAAAAUGCAGUAACGCUAUCUUCCGAAAAACACGUCACGAAUAUAUCAGCCAAAACGCACCAUCUAGAAAAUACAGCGCACUUUAAUCUACUCUAUCAUUCAACACUAAUAAUACCUUAAAAAGUACAAUGCGGUCUUAAGGGCAAAUAGCAUGUCUUCUAUGGAGAGCCUUGCAACAGAACUGUUUAUCAACCAAUUGAAGCUGACGGAACAGCCACAACACGUAUAUUUAGCACAACACAAAAGGUUAAAACAGUAAGAUCAUGAGACAGCAAACAUAUAUAACAUAUAGAUUAUUACAUAGCAAAUAGGAGUAAUUGUAUUUGAAGCAAUUUUACCUCACGAUAAAAGCAGAUAUACAUAUAUUACAAUACGAUCGGAUCAUUGGCAAUUUUCGUAAAAUUCUUAUCUACACUACUGUUAGUAAUGCACUACUAGUUCUUUUCUACUCCACCUUCCCAAAAGCUCCCUCACAACAAAAAAGAAAGACAGUCGGGGAAAAUGCUGGCUAUUAAUGCAUUUGAACGAUGAACAAUGGCGUAAGCAUUUCUCCAUUUGUUAACCAUAAAUUUUUUUUUUAUUGUGAAUCCUGUAGAAAGUUAAACCUUACACCACAAGAAGUAACUCAAGUGAGAAAUCAAAGAGAUUUUGCAUAGCAACCAAACUGCAGCUGAUUAUGCUUAGGAACAAGAUGGAAAGGAAAAAAAUAAAUUCCAAUGGGUGAAAAAUCUUUGAAAGUUUUAUUUUACUGGAAACAUUCUCACCUAGUGAAAUUCAGCGUUCGAUGAGAAUGUUAUUAAUGUCAGUUGAAUAACUACUACUCAUACCGUUUUCUAUUUGUGAGUUUGCUGUGUUGUAUCGUUGGGUGUGUUCUCUUUAUUUAUCCUUUUCUGAAUUUAUUAAAUAUUGGGUUGUCUGGAAAGUUCAUGUCGCCACUGAUGAAAAUCUACUCGAGACGCUGAUCGAGAACAAUCAUCGGUUCACGAGACAUGAAUUAUCAGACUCACUACAGGUAUCUGAAACCACCGUUCCUGAGCAUCUGGUAGAGCUUGGUUACGUAAAUCGCUACGAUAUAUGGGUUCCACACCAUUUGACGGAAAGACAUUGAAUGGAUCGCAUCUCUUCCUAUACGAAUCGUUUUAUAAAUGCUAUGGAAACACGCCGUUUUGAAGCAAAUCGAACCCAAUAAUUGCAGGAUGAAUAAUUUACAGCAGCAUUGAGUGGAAACAAAUUAUGGUUAAGCGAAAGGAACAUUCAUUUGUUUAUCAACCACCAAAAUCAACCCCUAAACAACAUCUGCUGCGCUGUGUUAAUUCAAUCUAAUGAGGGCUGCUCACCGUUGCCGCGAUCCAGGACAAACAAAUUAAAUGCCGUGAUCAGAAACAGUCAAUAAGAAACAUUUUGACAACUCGGCAAAUUUUGUUGGAGUUUGACUGGGAUGAGCUCGCCAUACUUAACUGAUGUUUCAGAUUAUCACUUUUCAUCUCACUUUCUGAUUAUCAGUUUUUCGGAUCUUUGCAAAAAUUUGAAAUACGAAGAACAUCGAUCCUUGAUGGCGUCGAAAAUCCCAUGACCAACUUUUCGACGCAUUAUCAAAAAAAGCUGCGUG